Molecule: messenger RNA, 2048 nt
Organism: Acipenser ruthenus (sterlet)
Lineage: Eukaryota; Metazoa; Chordata; Actinopteri; Acipenseriformes; Acipenseridae
Product: NADP-dependent oxidoreductase domain-containing protein 1-like
Exons: 7
Coding region: 330-1424 (364 amino acids)
Biological process (GO): L-proline biosynthetic process
Molecular function (GO): pyrroline-5-carboxylate reductase activity
Source: RefSeq, a predicted model, not a curated record
AUUAUUAUUAUUUUUAAGGUCACACAUACUUGCCUACCUAAGCAACAGUUGAGCUGCUUGACGAUCACAUGUAAACCCCCUGCUGCUGCGGGUAGUUACAUAACGUCUGUUUAGUUCAUAUCGAUAAAUGAAACCUUACAUUUGUGUUUUUGCAUGUUUGAGUUGCACUCAGUCAGAUUUCUGACGUGCUGCGUUUGUUUCCAUAGCGACGGUGUAACAUGCGUGGGUGUCCUGCUACCGAGUGAGACGCGUAUUUUGGUUGAGCUGGAUUUUAAACGAUACUUAACAGGUAUACAACACAAACACCUGAAACGAGAAUUACCAUUCUAAUGAUGUCCGAUAUAACAGUCGGUCUAGACUCCCUCAGCUUCGAAUCUGGAUUAAGUGAAUGUGAAAAACCUUUCCUGUUUCUAAAAGCACGCUAUACUGGUCUGGUGCUUUGCUCCUGCGCCCAUGCUGCCUUCUUCGUCAAACUAAUCCAUGCAGUAAGAUUAAGAGUGUUAAAGGGACACGGUUCUCUUAGGUCUAAAGUAUCCUGUUUGCAUCUAUCUGCCGAUGAGGGCAUUCUGAAAGUUGGUGUUCUAGGAGGAGGCCACACUGGAAAACAACUGACAAUGGUGCUGCUCCAAUUUACAAACCUUCGUCCAGGAAACCUUAAAGUUUCCAGCAGAAGACCGGAGACCUUGGAUGACCUCAAGAUAUUAGGGGUGGAAUGCUUUUAUGACAAUCGGCGAUUGGCUGCCUGGGCUGAUGUUCUUUUUCUCUGCUGCCUUCCCUCUCACUUGUCAAGAGUCUGUGCAGAAAUUCAGUCUGAACUCAGCCAGUCCUGCAUUGUGUAUAGCUUUGUCAGUGCUGUACCUGUGCUCAGACUCAAGCAGCUAUUAGCUCACAGUUCCAUCCUGAGGCCAGAGUAUACAUUUAUAGAGGGUGGUUCUGGUAAUGUGUGGGAGCAAGUGAGUGAUGUAAUUGCUUCUCUGAAAGACCCAUUGGUGGUAGAGGCCACAUGUCCAUUGAGGCAGAGUGGAGGAAUAUCUGUCGAUAGAAAAUGGUUUGCAGCUGUGCUCUACUCUGUCCUGAAUGUCUGUAGCCAUAUGAACAUGGAUUCCCAGCAGUCUCUGAAUACUAUCAAUGAGUUGUUAAUAAAGCAAUCGCCAGCACAGAACAAAUCAGAAGGCACAUUUCUUUUCACCAUCCAAAAUUUUGUUAAUGCAACCUUUGCAUCCACUCUCUCUGAGGAUGACCCAUUCCCCUGGUUCAGCCUCACAGAUGUGCUGCUGAAAGACACUCCGCUGUCAAAGAUUCUUUCAGAAGAUCAUUCUUUCCGAGAGCAUCUUGCUGCCACGUAUUGUGCUGCUCAUAGAGUCCCAUCUACGGAAAGCGAAGAGACUAAAGAACAGGAAACAUCCCUCCAGCUGACCUCAUAGUCGCAUUACCUCCGUGUGCAGAAUGUAACUUGAACUAAUGCACCAUCAUUUAAUUUGUUCAUUUGAAUACAUCCUGCAACAGGAUUUGAAUGACCACAUAUCCAGCCAGUUGUGACAGUCCUACACUGCUGUUGGUGAGAAUCUUGUUGGUGUACAGUACCAGACGUCAGUACUCAAUGGCUUUAUGUAUUUAAUGUAGUUGUGUUUUUAUGACUACUAAAUGCAUUCUGCCAUAAUUAUAUGAUUAUAUGAAUGAAUGUAAAGAAACAUGUUUGAGGGUUUAUCAUUUUAUAGCUUCUAUAGCCAUGUGCUUUAUUAUAUUAUUAUGUUACUGUUAUAUAAAAAGGAAUAACUUGAUUUGUACAGUAUUUUAUUUUCAUUGUAGUAUAGACUUGACCUCCUAAAAUAUGAAAAAUUAAAUAAAUAAAUAAAUAAAUAAACCUAUAAUUCAGCACAUUUUUUCCAUUCUAGCAAGACCAGAGGUACUGUAUAUUUAUGUAGCUUUUUGGGUCCAGGAGACAAAAAAUAAAAAGUAAAAGUGUUCAUUGCUAUUUUAAAUGCUCUCAAUAUAAUGAUUUAUAAUGAACAUAUUAAGCUAAUCAUCUCAUCUGAGCUGUCUGUUGU